Molecule: messenger RNA, 1926 nt
Organism: Mandrillus leucophaeus (drill)
Lineage: Eukaryota; Metazoa; Chordata; Mammalia; Primates; Cercopithecidae
Product: inactive dual specificity phosphatase 27-like
Exons: 1
Biological process (GO): protein dephosphorylation; negative regulation of MAPK cascade
Cellular component (GO): cytoplasm
Molecular function (GO): protein tyrosine/serine/threonine phosphatase activity; MAP kinase phosphatase activity
Source: RefSeq, a predicted model, not a curated record
UCAACCUCCAAUCCCAUCACACCCCUGCCUAACCUGCCAGUGGGGCCUGGAGACACCAUUUCCAUUGCCAGUAUCCAGAACUGGAUUGCCAAUGUAGUCAACGAGACCCUUGCUCAGAAGCAAAAUGAAAUGCUGCUGUUGUCCCGCUCCCCGUCUGUUGCAAGCAUGAAGGCAGUACCAGCGGCCAGUUGCCUGGGGGAUGACCAAGUCUCCAUGCUCAGUGGACAGAGCAGCUCCUCCUUGGGUGGCUGCCUGUUGCCUCAGAGCCAGGCAAGACUCAGCUCUGACAUGCAGUCUGUGCUGUCCUGCAACACCACACUGAGCUCGCCCCCUGAAUGUUCCAGGAGCAAAGUGAGGGGGACCAGCAAGCCCAUCUACAGCCUCUUUGCUGACAAUGUGGACCUAAAGGAACUUGGCCGGAAGGAAAAGGAGAUGCAGAUGGAGCUUAGGGAGAAGAUGUCUGAGUACAAAAUGGAAAAGCUGGCCUCAGACAACAAACGCAGCUCCCUCUUCAAGAAGAAGAAGGUCAAGGAAGAUGAGGAUGAUGGUAUGGGUGAUGGGGAUGAGGACACUGACAGCGCCAUAGGGAGCUUCCGGUAUUCUUCCCGCAGUAGUUCCCAGAAACCUGAAACAGACACAUCCUCCUCCCUGGCUGUCUGUGAUCACUACGCAAGUGGCAGCAGAGUUGGCAAAGAGAUGGAUAGCAGUAUUAAUAAGUGGCUCAGUGGCCUCAGGACAGAGGAAAAACCUCCUUUCCAAAGUGACUGGUCUGGAAGUUCCAGGGGGAAGUACACCAGAUCAUCCCUGCUCAGGGAGACAGAGUCUAAAUCCUCCAGUUACAAGUUUUCCAAAUCCCAGUCAGAGGAACAGGACACCUCCUCCUACCACGAGGCAAAUGGCAACUCUAUAAGAAGCACUUCACGGUUCUCGUCUUCCUCCACCAGGGAGGGCAGAGAGAUGCACAAGUUCUCCAGGUCCACGUACAGCGAGACCUCAAGUUCCCGAGAGGAGGGCAGCCCAGAGCCCUACUUCUUUCGCCGGACCCCAGAGCCCUCAGAAAGGGAAGAGUCCCCAGAGUCACAGCAACCAAAUUGGGCCAGGUCCAGAGACUGGGAAGAUGUGGAAGAGUCAUCCAAGUCAGACUUCUCUGAAUUUGGAGCCAAGAGGAAAUUCACCCAGAGCUUUAUGAGGUCUGAAGAAGAGGGAGAGAAAGAGAGGACGGAAAACAGAGAAGAAGGGAGGUUUGCAUCUGGACGGCAGUCCCAGUAUCGAAGAAGCACUGACAGAGAGGAAGAGGAAGAAAUGGACGAUGAAGCCAUCAUUGCUGCUUGGAGACGUCGGCAAGAAGAAACCAGGACCAAGCUGCAGAGAAGGAGGGAGGACUGAGCUGGGGAAAAGCUGAGAACACUGAAAUAAACCACUCACCUUAGUAUAGGGCUCAGGGCACACAUUGCCACCACCCAUCAGGGGAUGAGGAUACAGAGAGGAUCUUCCAGAGGGGCAGAGCCAGAAUGAGAGGUACCAAGCAUAAGGGCAGCAAAGGUGGAGUAGGGAGGAGGCAAGGACGGGGAGAACCAUCAAUAUGAGGUCCGAAUGCUGGACCAACUGACACCAUUUUCUGUUGCCCAGCACCCUCUAAGCUUUGGUGUUUCACUUAGUGUAUUUGAUAGUGUUCAUCACAGACUAGAGAGGUGAGCUUGGAAAAGCACUGUAGUUUGUCAGAGACUCCAGUUUACAUCCAGAAAGGCCAUGAACAUAGGACACGCUUCUGUCUGUAGAGGUUUCACAUGAAACCCAGAAAGUCUAUCCUAUGGCAAGUCUGACCUCUCCUGGCAAUGCUCAGUUCUGAUUUUUGUUUUUUUUUAAUGUUUUGAGUCUCCAAUAAAAAUGGUAUAUUGGCAAAUAGUUCUUUAUUCUGGUCAUAUU